GGGGGGAACCUCGGUCAGCAGCCCCGGUUCCGACAUCGCUCCGCGGGAGGGAAGAGACAGGCAGGCUGAAGAUGAUGUGGGAUGGGACUGGUUCACUUAGCUGUCUCAGGAGAGAGAAUACGUAUGAAACCAGGUGUUGGUAAGUCUUCGUUAGUCCACUUGCUGUGUCAGAACCAGGUUCUGGGCAAUCCAUCUUGGACUGUUGGCUGUUCUGUCGACGUAAGGGUACACGACUACAGAGAAGGCACACCAGAGGAGAAGACGUACUACAUUGAAUUGUGGGAUGUUGGAGGAUCUGUGGGUAGCGCCAGCAGCGUGAAGAGCACUAGGGCAGUGUUCUACAACUCUGUCAACGGCAUCAUCCUGGUCCAUGAUCUGACCAAUAAGAAGUCCUCUCAGAACCUGUACCGCUGGUCCCUCGAGGCCCUGAACAAAGACUCAUCGCCCACUGGUGUCAUCGUCUCCAACGGGGACUAUGAUCGGGAGCAGUUUGCGGAUAAUCCGGUUCCCCUGCUGCUCAUCGGUACCAAGUUUGACCAAAUCCCCGAGAACAAGCGCAACGAGGUUCUGACCAGAACGGCCUUCCUGUCUGAGGACUUUAACGCCGAGGAGAUCAACCUGGACUGCACUAACCCACGCUACCUGGCAGCUGGCUCAUCCAACGCAGUCAAGUUGAGUCGCUUCUUCGAUAAGGUUAUAGAGAAGAGAUAUUUUACUAAGGACCCAAGUCAGCUCGCAGGUUUCACAGACCGAAAGCGCUUCAACUUCAAGAGUCUGCACUACGACUGAGCCUGACUGCAAGACCCCCCCCCCCCCCCCCCCCCCACACACACACACACACACAGGGGGCUGUGGUUUCCUCUACCGCUAGUUCAGCCAUUGCCGUAAGCCCUUCUGUCAUUUGCUCUCGUUUGGUCUCAGCUAGCCUCCUCAUUUCUUGUACAGACAGCUCAAAACAAACUAAAUAAAGCGUCUUAACACUUACACACUCUUACUUACACUCGCCUCGUGACCCGUGAAGUUCACAGGACUGGAUUCAUCGAUAUUCAGUUUCCCUUUGAUGGCUGUUUACCAUAACCUAUAAUGUACCGUUUGCUACAUUAGCAAACAUAAUGUAUUUCUGUGGGUGUUUUAAGCCCCCAACGUGGUCUUCCAGGCAGCGCUGCAUGAAAGGCACUAGGGUUAGGCAAGGGUUAGGCAAGGGUUAUGCAAGGGUUAGGCAAGGGUUAGGUGCCUUGAAGUCGACGGUGGGGGUUUAAAACACCACCGGGCAUUUCUGUGUGUGUUUCUGAUUCUAUUCCUGUUUCAUCUGAAGCACAGUAAAGAAAAAUACAGCAGACUGCUCCAAACCAUGA
Alosa sapidissima (American shad) is the source of this 1355-nucleotide messenger RNA. RefSeq names its product RAB, member of RAS oncogene family-like 3 (gene rabl3). Gene Ontology annotation, cellular component: endomembrane system. Bases 82 to 789 code for a protein of 235 amino acids. The transcript has 8 exons. Lineage: Eukaryota; Metazoa; Chordata; Actinopteri; Clupeiformes; Clupeidae. Gene Ontology annotation, biological process: intracellular protein transport. Gene Ontology annotation, molecular function: GTPase activity. The record is from RefSeq and is a predicted model, not a curated record.